GAGCUUCUCCAUACUGUGUCUCUUUUAAAAAUCUUUAUCCAUUUGGUCAUUUGACUUGAUGUCGAACUUUAAUGUCUGACUGCAUUUAAUUACUUUACAUUAGAUUAGAGGAACCCCAAGAAGAUAAAAAUGUGAUAACCUCAGCUGUGUUUAUAAAAUGUUGGGCUAAGCUAGGAGGCCAAAGGUCAGACUGCUCAACCACAACGGCCUACUUACUUUGAACUGUCGCCACCAUUUAGAAAUCAAUGAGUCUCACAAUGAGGAGAGGAGCAGUUCUGGGCAGACAGAGGACAACAGGCGCAGCAGGAGAGGACUGAAAACUCAGAGUGAACGUGGUGGAAAGGAAGAAUCUGCAGCCUUCAGACUCGGACAUGAUGGAGCUCUAUCUCGACCUGCACUCCCAGCCCUGCCGCUCUGUCUUUCUGUUUGCCAAAGCGGUCGGGAUUCCCUUUGAGUUUAAGCUUGUCGACCUCGCUGCAGGGCAGCAGUACAGCGAGGAGUUUGGAAAGAUCAGCAUCACGAGGAAGGUUCCUGUCAUGAAGGAUGGAAGCUUCAUUCUGACGGAGAGCGUUGCGAUCCUGAAGUACCUGUUGCAGAAAUAUUCAUCAUCAGUGGCAGAGCACUGGUAUCCAGCUGACCUGCAGCAGCGAGCUCGUGUUAAUGAAUACUUGUCCUGGCAGCACAUGAACCUCAGAGCUCAUGGCUCAAAGGUCUUGCUGCUCAGGACUCUGUUUCCUGUCAUCAUGGGCUCUGAAGCCCCGAAAGAGAAAAUGGAGGCUGCUGUCGACGAUCUGAAUCAGUCAGUCAACCUGCUGGAGGCGAAAUUCCUGCAGAACAAACCGUUUAUCAUCGGCGACAAAAUCUCUCUGGCUGAUCUGGUGGCUAUAGUUGACAUCAUGCAGCCUGUUGGAAGUGGCCUGGAUGUAUUUCAAGGCCGGCCGAAGCUGAUCGCCUGGAGAGAGCGAGUGAAGAAGGAGGUCGGUGAAAAGUUGUUUGAUGAAGCUCAUGAGCUGAUCAUGAAGAUGAGCAGCAUGUCGCAGAAGAUACAGAACAGCGGUGAUCUGGAGAAGCUCAAACCAAAAUUUCAGAAGCUUUUCAUCUGAAAACGUUUCUGUGUACAAAUUCGAAUGUCAUUGGUGUCAAAAAGGAUCUUCAUUUGUUUUUAAUUU
This is a messenger RNA of Micropterus dolomieu (smallmouth bass), 1169 nucleotides long. RefSeq names its product glutathione S-transferase theta-3-like. The record is from RefSeq and is a predicted model, not a curated record. Gene Ontology annotation, molecular function: glutathione transferase activity. Lineage: Eukaryota; Metazoa; Chordata; Actinopteri; Centrarchiformes; Centrarchidae. Gene Ontology annotation, cellular component: cytoplasm. Gene Ontology annotation, biological process: glutathione metabolic process. Bases 372 to 1103 code for a protein of 243 amino acids. The transcript is spliced from 5 exons.